This is a messenger RNA of Dermacentor albipictus, 11419 nucleotides long. RefSeq names its product signal peptide peptidase-like protein (gene SppL). The record is from RefSeq and is a predicted model, not a curated record. Gene Ontology annotation, biological process: membrane protein proteolysis. Gene Ontology annotation, molecular function: aspartic endopeptidase activity, intramembrane cleaving. Gene Ontology annotation, cellular component: Golgi-associated vesicle membrane; lumenal side of endoplasmic reticulum membrane; cytoplasmic side of endoplasmic reticulum membrane. NCBI's taxonomy places the organism in Eukaryota, Metazoa, Arthropoda, Arachnida, Ixodida, Ixodidae.
CCCCCUCGGUUGCGUAGUGAAGGCGAGGGAGGCCGGCAGGGAGGGCAAGGCGAGCGCGAUCAAAAAGCUUGCCGCGGCCUUUAGUGGGUUUGUGCCGUGUUGUGUGACGCUGUGGUGGCCGCUGCACGAGAAUGCUGUGAUGUAAGCAACGAGAUUGAGGAUCGUUUGACCCGAGGACCGUGCUGCUAGCUCGCUCUGCUUCCUCUCCGUGUGUGUGUGUGCUGUGUUGUUGGCCCCGCGCGCGGUGGUAGUAUCCUCGCUUUUUAUCACAGGGCGCUAUGCGACUCUCGUGACCGUCGGAGACGCGGAGCAUAUCGUCGCCCGAGACGCUGGCCGAAGCGGCCCGCAGCGGAGGAGCUUUCGAGUUCACGCUCUGGCGACGCUGGUGCUCUAGCAGUCUCGGCUAACCCCCGCCGGGCAAGGCGGCGACGGCGGUGGAAACAGUACCGGUCCUGUGCGAUCCGCGGCAGCAAACCGUUUCACGAAGGUGAAAGACCUUGGAGAGAGCUGCUCGUCGUGCCGUUUUGUUGUCGGGCAGCGCGGAUUCGUCAGCGCUCUGCCGUUAAACACAAGGGUAGACGGCAACAGCGGCUGCAGGAAAGUGGCGCCCGCUGCUUGAAACUCGACUGCUCCUCCGAUCGACCUUCUUUUACAUUUUUUUCUUGGUUCCGGGUCCGUCUGCACAACGGUGCGGGCCGAACGGCCGCAACAAGCGUCGUCCCUUGCCGCGCCGCCGAGUUUCGUGUGUGCGAUCGGUGUUGUGUGCAUGUGCUUCGUGUGAGACCUGCUUGGAUUCCCUGCGACGAGAAAGGAAAGCGCGCUGGCCUCGCGGUGAUGUCGGCGGGCGCAGCGGGGGGACAGCACCGGCGGAGACGCGAGUUUUGGCGGCGGACGCCGUCUACGGCCCUGUGAUUGUGCUUCUCUCGAAGGGGGACCCCUGUGCCCCCCCAAGAAAGCAUCCAAGCUGGCGUCGUUCAGUGCCCGAGAGAAGGCGGCCGUCAUGUCCGAGUACCAAUGGGCGUACUCCUUGGUGGACUCAUCACGCGUCUCCACCUUCCUCAUCUCUAUUCUGCUCAUGGUGUAUGGCAGCUUCAGGUCACUCAACAUGGAGCAAGAGCAGAAAGAGCGCAACGGCCAGGGAGCUGAAAAUAAUGUGCAGACACUGGACACGAUGCAAGCUCUAUGCCUUCCACUGGGCGCUUCCAUCUCCCUUCUGGUCAUGUUCUUCUUCUUCGACUCCAUGCAGAUGCUGUUUGCCAUCUGCACAGCAAUAAUCGCCACCAUUGCCCUAGCCUUCCUGCUCCUGCCCAUGUGCCAGUACCUCAUAAGGCCGUGCUCCAGUGGCAAAAAAAUUUCAUUUGGAACGUGUGGCCGCUUCACGGCAGCAGAGCUGGUCUCUUUUUCGCUCUCCGUGGCCAUUGUGUGUGUCUGGGUGCUCACGGGACACUGGUUACUCAUGGACGCGAUGGGAAUGGGUCUGUGCGUGGCGUUUAUAGCAUUUGUGCGACUGCCCAGCCUCAAGGUGUCCACUCUGCUCCUCACGGGGCUCCUCAUAUACGACGUCUUCUGGGUGUUUUUCUCCUCUUAUAUCUUCAAUGCCAAUGUCAUGGUCAAAGUGGCCACGCGGCCAGCAGACAAUCCUGUGGGCCUGGUUGCCAAGAAGCUCCACCUGGGCAGCAUGGUUAGGGAGGCCCCUAAGCUGUCGCUCCCUGGAAAGCUGGUUUUUCCAAGUGUGCAUAGCAGUGGCCACUUCUCCAUGCUGGGUUUAGGUGAUAUCGUGAUGCCAGGCCUGCUUCUGUGCUUCGUGCUGCGCUACGACGCCUACAAAAAGGCCCAGCUGAGCUCGGCCGAGACGGGCGUGCCGCCGCCCAACCACCUCAACAAGAUCUCCUACUUCCACUGCUCCCUCAUCGGCUACUUCCUGGGCCUGCUGACGGCCACGGUGUCCUCGGAGGUGUUCAAGGCUGCCCAGCCUGCCCUGCUCUACCUGGUUCCUUUCACGUUACUUCCGCUGCUCACCAUGGCCUACCUCAAGGGUGACUUGAGGCGGAUGUGGAGCGAGCCGUUCAUCAGCAGCCCGCCUUCCAAGCAUCUGGACGUCUGACAGACCUCGUGUGCACGUCUGUUUCUUCUGCCGCUGCCGUUCUCGCCUACUUGCCCACACAUCUGAGCACAUGCGUGUGUGUGUGUGUUUGUGUGUGGGACAUUGACUGACAAGCUGCAUGCGAUAGUGCUCGGAAGAAGAAUGCAUCGACCUCAUCACUUCAGCACCUCACGCAACCUGCCUCUCAUCGUCAUCUCCCCCUGGGGACAAUGACCGUUGGCCGUGACUGGAAGUCAUUGCACUGUGGCUGGUCUGUUGGGGUGGGGGGCCACGUGCACAUUCAUCAUCCCUUCAUCUCGAGGUUUGGGUUGGACUCUGCACCCAUCUGUGACUGGCUGGCACAUUGCUUAUAGGCCACUGUGAGGGGAGGAACGGAGUGCGGCGGAACCUGUGCGCAUUGACAUGUCCGGAGUCAUGCCGCGGCUGUCUUGAGCAGAUGUUUGUGUUGACGGGUGAAAGAUGGAAGUCGAAAAGAGGCGAGCCUCAGGUGCAUCCUAGGCAGGAGCUACCCCAUAGUUUGUGCCUGUCAUGCAUGGUAUUUCUUUUUCUUCUCUUUAGUAUUGUCUGUUAUCUACCCCAAGUAGUAGACGUUAGCACACGUGAAAGAGUCCAAAAAGAAGAAAAAGAAAAGAAAGCGACAGAUUGUAGAAGGACGGCGAAUCAGGGACAUUGGAAGUUUUCCAUAUUGUAAGCAUCGCACACGAGAACACGCGCUCGUCUUUUGCUCUCCUUGAGGCAGCCUUUCCCAUCUGAGCACUGCUUCCAAAAUGGUAACUUAUACUGGUGUCACAUGACCACUUUUGAUCGCGAUCAAGCCCGAUCCGGAUCUAAAUGCUCUAUGGCGAUUGGCUCCCUCGCGCAGCUUGCCCAAUGGAGCCAAUCACCGUCCGAGAAAUUUUAUUCGAAUCGGGCUCGAUCGCGAUCAAAAGUGUGCUGCGUUACACCUGCACUACAUAUUGCCUGUUUCAAUAAGCUUCUACAGUCCAAAGUGGUAGAGUCGUGUGUAUUCUAAAGCUUUUAGAAAAAAGAAAAAUUAGGAGGAUGGCAUUUUGAGGCAUUCUUGCACUGGGCUCAACUGCACUUGCCAGUGCCAUCUCGAGCUCGGAAGAGGCUCCUAUGUGCUCUGUAUACUGGGUGCAUUGGCCUGUCUUGUUACAAAGUCUGAGGUGGCAACAGGUAGCAGGGAGAGUGCGCGGUUGAUAAUGUUUCUGUUGCUUGCCAAUAGGCCAUGUCCAAAGCAUGAUGACCACGAUGUGUUUCCAGCUCUGAAGUCACUUCCGACACAUGCAGUUCACGAAAGCAAAGCCUUCGAGAUCUGUUUCAGUUACUGUGGAGAUACGGAUGCUAGGGGCUGGCUUUGAACGCUACCUGUUCCACCAUUCUCGCUUCGUUUCUCCCGUUGUACUGCAUGCUCAUGCUCUUUGACCGUUUAGCGUGGAAGGCAGGUCAGUAUGCCAAAAAAAAAAAAACUUUUUUCUAGCUCGAUUUCAUGAGAUGUGAAAGGGUUGGACCAGCAGCCUGUCCUGUUGGCAAGCAACAGGAGAUUGACAUCUGAAGACGGUGUGCUGAUCUUGCCCAUUGUCGUCCCGCCUGUGGCCAAAGCUGGCAGAGCAGAGAAAGUUGCUGAGCCACUCAAGAGAUACUAAUAGUCUGGAGCACAACCAAACACUCUUAGUGACCCCAGAGCCACACUACCUGCAUUCUCUAUUCACAGCUAAGCUUCAUUUCUUUACUGAUUUGCAAGCCGUUAUUUGUUUUCUUUUUUCUUCACAGUAGAGUCUUGCAGGUAUGAUUGCAUUUCUUUGAGGAUGCAAAAGCCUGUGCUCUUUGAUUGCCUCCUGAAUCACCCCAUGUAGUCGUGAAAAGAUACAUACUGGCGUGUUACAUUGGUUGCACCUUUGCUGUUGAAAGAGCAGGGCCAAUUUAAUUAAGUAUGUAUCUUUAGUCGUCUUGCCAAGCUGACUUGCAAGAGCAACUGCAGGGCGUUAUGCCAUCUUUUGUAGAAAUGUUACUGUCAACCAACAGCUGCAAUAUGUUCGUAUUUUUUAUGGAAAGCACGUAGCAAAAGCUUGAGCCUGGGCACCUUGGCACUCCCUAUCGCUCAGAUUGAUUAACUCUAUUCAUCACAUAAAAGUUACUGAAAACUUGUUCAUCAGGGUCAUGGCGCAGUGUUUCUAUAACGCUGCACGUAACUGUUCCAGGACAGGCACCAUUCUGCUCGCUUUCCUGUGGAAGUGGCACCAAAAAAACAUGUUUCGCCCUAAGUAUGAAGCAGUUACAGUGAUAGCUUGCAUCUGUGCAUUGUCAUCUGCUGCCUGCCAAAUGACAUGCACAUUAUAUUGGAGAAGCUAGUCAAAAAUACCUGAUUAGAUAAAGUGCUACAAUAGACGUUAUGCAAAAUCUGAAGUGCGCUUCACCACACAUCUUCCUUUCACGUAACCAAGAUGGCAGACUUCUGGCUAAAAUCGUAAUUGAAGUGUCAACAUGCUGGAUGGUGACAUCGUUCCUGCCACCAUCAAUUCCCCGCACCGUCCAAGCUUUAGAAACACGUUUCUCAGCUUUGACAGCGCCACUAACGUGGGAACGUGGCCACAUUGGUUAGGGCAAGGCAGCUGUGUGGGAAAGCCUGCGUACGGACUUUCACAUAUCGUCUAUUUCGUUUUUUUUUAACUAUGUUAGCAUAGACUAAGUCAAAACAGCACAUUCUGGCUGAAUGUAAACAUCAUAGCUGACACACAAAAAAAUUUUGUCUCAGCGUCAACAUGUCGUCACAGAUGCUGUGACACAGAUUCAACUGUCAGGCGACAUUCAACCUGCAAGUGUUACAGUCAUUGAACGUCCAAGAUUUAUGGGUACUGUGACAGCGCUGUGUGCAUCUUGUCUCUCUGUCUCAAGUUGGAUUGUUCAAAAACGCUACAAAGUGCUGUGAAGAGCCCAUAAUAGCUGUUGGAUCUUUAAGGAAAAGUGAAUUGGCAUGCAUGUAACACGUUCCACUGCCGCUGCUUGCAAAACAAGCGUCUUGCUUUUGGGGCAGCAGCUCUUGCCCCAUCCAGUUUCUCCGUUAAGCCUUCUGCCAGACACGGCCACCUUGUGCAACCCCCUUUUGUGUGCUGCGACUUAUUUAUGGAAUCAUCGUCAUUUGUCAUGCCCGCUCAUUUUGCUGCAGCUAUGUGCAUUUCUUGUGCCGCCUAUUGCAAAGUGCAGGAGUGGCCAAGAAUCUUACUGCUGAAGCCUGCUGCCACAUUUGCUUUGGGUACUAUCGGUUCUUGGCAUGCAGUUGACGAAUGCCUCACUCAGAGUGAAUUGCCCGAGCAUCGUCUGCACAUUUGCCGAGUACAGUUUGCACAGUGCCGCAUUUAGUUGUUCUGGUUCACUGCCAGGUUCAAAUGUGCUUGGAGUGCCUAAAGCAAAUUCAAUGGCCAAAUGUGCUGUACUUGCUGUUGAGUUCGCCAGCUGUAUUGGGAAUCACUAAGCUGAAACUGUACUCGUGCCUCAACGUGCAGUGGAGGCGAUGAAAGAGCUUGAGAAAAGGGACUCGAGCCUGAUGUUCACCCCAUUUGAAGAGUUCUGUGGUGUUAUGUGAAAAUUGAGGAUAUCGGCACUUCGUCACACUUGAUUACAAGGUAGCUGUUGCUACUGCAUUUGUGUAGAUCUUUUAGCAUUGUGGUGUUGUGGAAGCAAGCCUACUCUCAUUAAGCAUAUCGCGUUUCUGCACACCUUUAGCCUUUAAUGUUACGCAACAUAGCUAAACACUAGUAAUGACACCUUUUGCAAACUCUGGAUCGAGGUCUACAGAAGCUUCCAAAUCGGCCAGCCAUCAGCACGUCAGUUACGCCUUGUUAUGUUUGCUGCAGCUUUCUGGUUGCGUGAACAACAUAUUCGCUCUCAGUUUCCCUCCUGUCCUUUAUGACCUUAGGUUUUGUCUUGGCAGCACAAUACAGCAUAUCACCUACUGUGAUGGUUGUCUAAAAGCUUAAUACCAGUACGGCACAGGUCCUCUGCACAUUAUGCAGUCUUCGACCAUCAUGCAUGUUCAGUAGUGUAGUCCAGGCCAUCAAGACCUAAGCCAAUGGCACCCAUAGCCAACUACAGUAAACCCUUGUCAUAACGAAAUAGCUUUAUUCAAAGCAUUAGAGCACAGCUCUUAGGCACCCGUUCCUGCUUUGAGCGUUGGCGUACCUCGGUGUGAAGAGGAAAAUGGAGGAGGAGGAUAUGGCAAAAGCGUGAAAAUAAAUGCAUAAUGCUGUGCGAAACAUGUUCUGCGGUGGCAAUGCUUACGAGAUGGCGCCAAAGUAGUGCGCGCCGUCUAUUCACCGAUGACGCCAUUGAUAAGGCAUGCGGCAAACGCGUCCGCCGAUACCAUAUAUGGAAACAAAGCCCUGCAAGAGCAGAGGUCUACCUGCGGUAGCUACUGUGAAUCGCGCCCACACGUCACCCAUGGGGUACCGCUGCCUCUUGCAAGCUCGCAAUUAGCGAGUCAGUCGUGCCACAUUUCAGUCCGUUUGCAAUGUGCCGUGCAAGACAGAUUGUCCGCACCAGCCAAUAUAUCGCAAAAUGAAGACCCGUAUGGAGCUGCGCCCAAAUUUCACAUUAGGGAGCAUCGUAAUCACUGGUGAUUUUUUUCGUGGUUCCGACCAAGAAAGUUAAAGAAAAUCUGCUGGAGUGGAAGUUGCCUAUGCCGGCCUAUGAGCUCAGGUGAAGCUGGUGGCGGCAAUCUUGCGGAAAGCAGGAAGCAGCCUGCCAAGAGCUUUGCUGCGUUUUGCGCCAACUUUUCUAGCAGUGUUUAAUUGCUUAAUGAAUUUUCAAAUUCUAAUGCAACACUGUGGGCUAUAAGGCAAGCCAUAUUGAAGGUAUCCGGAUUGCAGAUAUCCGAGUGUUGGGGCAUUUUUCUAUCUUAAUGGCAUCAAUAUGCAGCUGCCGCAAAGUAGACAAAAAUUCAUGCAAUAAUUAGCGUUUAUUCACUUUCUUUAAUGCAGUGUAGAAAUUGAUAAAUCAUGAAAGCUGUCAGAACAGAAAACAAUUAAAAACUGGGAAUGUAGCAUAAGAAGUAGCAGUACAUGCAACAAACAUAAGUAUUCAUUAUUAUCUUCAAUAUGAUCAGGUCUUGCCGGUGCUUUACCAUCCUCGUUGGAUGGAUGUUCUCGGAACUGUGAUUGCGACUGUUUCCUUUUAGCCUGGAAUAUAAAAUUUUUCCUUUAGUCUAGAGCAAGGUAAUGCUAAUCUGCAACCUUAUUUAAAUGAGAAUAAUGAUGUUAAUAUGUCAACUGCUUGUACGUCAACUUUCUCAUACACACCCAAGCAUGCUAGCACAUAUUGGGACCCGCACAGCACCGCGCACAGCAAGAUACAACGGCCCGAAACGCAUGAGCUGCGGCGACUGCCGUGCUUUUGCCCCCCCCCCUCACAAGAUGGCAAUUCAGCGGCUUCACUUGACAGGCACUCACUCCACUCCAGUGGUUGUUCUUUAACCUCCUUGGUUUCAACUAACUUACUUGCUUUGUAGAUUGGAUUAGUAUUCGGAGUUAUGAUUGGCACAGGACUUUGGUUGGUAUGAAGUUCAUAGUGGGAAAAUUUACAUGGGGCCACUCAUUGCAGCAUAGACAGCGACCCUUUGGUUUUCUUUGUAUCAACCUGGAAAGGCAAAUAGUCCUGCAAAGGCAUUUCUACCAUGUGGCAACAGCUCCUUGGGACUAUGACUUUGUCAUGCCAUACUAGCAGGCAGAGGAGGCAGCUCUUCACUGUCAUCAGCAGAAUUCUGCCAUCAUCAUGUUGUAUUGUAGUUUCGUCUCUACGUACUUUGUUAUGACAAGUGUUCACUGUUUUCAGACUUCUCUUUCUACAUGUUCUGUGCACAACAGUGACCCAGUGGUGUAUACCUCUAUGCAUGUUGCCCUGCAGGGUAGCAUAAUGCACAUUCACAUGCAUUUGUUUGCUGAUGUAAGGAAAAUAGCUGUGGCUUUUUUCUGCUGUAUAAGAUUUGUGCAGUUCGGUGUAGAAUUGUUUGCUGGCCUGUACUUCAUUCCAAUGCUUUGAUUUUCUUCUUUCAGACUUUGGCACAAAACUUAACAGGGGUAUUAAAGGCGAACAUUACGUUGAGCUGGAGAGAUAGAAUAGGGUUCCAGAAUGUCCAAGUGUCACUUUUAUUGAGAACAAAGCUUUUUUGCAAGUGAAAUGGUGACGUAAACAUAAGACAGUGUUUGCUUCGCCAUUGUGAACGUAUGUCUCAUUUGUAAUUGCUGAAGGGUAACUAAGUAGAUAUACAGCUGUUAAAUUCUGGUGUUAAAAAUAUAAUUACGUUGCAAUCGAAUGUAAAGAGAAGUGCAUUUGCUCGAUCAAAUAUAAUGCCGUAGAAAGAGCUCCUUUUCGAGGCAGCAUUUGUUAUUCUUAAAGUGGCUUCCCCUUCAUGUGCGACCCACUGCAGAAAUUGGGGCAGAGCGUGACCUCUAAAAUUGUCAGUGCAGAAUAGGACAUGUGCAUGAUGCAAUUUAGCCUAAUCUUUUCAUGCUAUGGGCUUUGCUCAAAACAUGCACUGUUUUUUCAAUGUUGUUUUUUUGAGUGGCCAGUGGUGUCUUGGCAAAGAACAAGUGAACCAUAAGCUAUGUCACUCUAACCUGACAUAAUGUUUGCCUUUAGUUCCACCCGAACCUUCGGAAGCUUGCACACAUUUUCAGUGAUACUAGCUUUGUGAUGGUGUUAUGAAAUGCACAUCUUGCCUAUCAAAGUCUGCAUGAAAUGUUAAGUGACUAAAGGCCAACGCACCUCAGUGGUUUAAAUCUGAGCACACCUCAUUGUGUUACCAGACGUUAGUGCACAAGCUUUUGAGGCUUAGGUACACAUCUCUCGACAUGGCAGGUGGCCUUUUUCAUCUCGCCUGCACUGUCAGCACAGCCCAAAUGUCCAGGCUAACAUAGCGCACAGGGAAUCCCAAACUCUUCUCUGCUUUUGAGCAAGAACGUUUUUUUCUUGCACCAUUUUUCCAGAGAAGCCGGGUGUUCUGCAGAGUGUAGGCCUUGACAGCUAGCAGAUGGGGAACUUGAUGCAGAGGUUGCAGUUGCAGAGCCCCAGAUUCAGCAUCAUGCUGUGUCAGAGAGUACAGUUGAACCUCGCAAUAAUGAAACCGGCGGGGGACGUGAUAAAAUUCGAUUUUGCGAGAAUUUUCUUGUUGCGAAAUGAGACAGCACAGAUAGGUAACGCGUUGCAGAACGAAACUUCACUGUCAGAAUUCUGUUAGUUUACAUUGGCAAGCUUUACUCUAAGAUAUAGAACCGGCAUUGACGACAGUACAAAGUGUGCCACAUGCGUCGAUUGGCAUGGCAGUGGCAGCACUGCUGUGGAGCAGUAUUCUCGUUCACUUGCUUUUUGAGAUGCAAUCACUUUUGCGAGAUUUUACAUAACUCGACACUGGGCGCAGAGCAACAGCGAUCCACGCCAUGUUGGCGCAUCUAUUGCCGAGCACAAAUGUGAUCAUAUCUUGUAUAACCGAAGGCAGUCUAGGUUAUGGCCCCUUCGCGCGAACGUACAUAUGGCACUGAAUCCGCAUGCGAUGCCUGUCGAGUGGCACCAAAACCAGCGUAUUGAAGCAAGGGAUGCAUAUUUCCGGACGACCACUCAAUCACGGCCCAAUGUGUGGCACUCCAUGCUGUGACCGCCAUUUCAAGCACCGUAAACAAUUCCGCAUAGGCGGACGUGGAUUUUCUUGUCUUUGCUGCAUUUCUCACUGAGACGCACAGUACACACUGCACAGGUCUGCAAAAACAGUCAUCACAUGCCUAUAGCAACAUGCGUGUUGCCUCAAACGGGCGAUCAACAAACGACGUGUCCGGUGCUUGGUUGUUCUUGUAAACAAAAAUGGCAGCGCCCGUGCAAGUGUAAUGCAGUGGUAUUUUAUGCAAUUUUAGUGCGAAGGAAUCACAUAUGAGCACAUUUUGGAGUCUGCUAGCCUUGCGCGAAUAAGUAAUAUGCAAGGUUAACUUAUGGCAAAUUUCGUUGAUUGACAGCAACAUUUUGUUGUCGAGAGGUACGAAAUACAUUCAAUCCUAUGGGCUUUUGCCAGGGAUACGAAAAUAUUUCGUUGUCGCGGGAUUUCGUUACCGCGGGUUUCGACUGUACUAGCAGCCAUUGCUGUGACGGUUGGAAAAAAAAAAAGAAAGCUUGCUUCUUGUGUGAUCAGAGGCCGCAGCCACUAAAGAGAUGAACUGCAGUGCUUAGACAAUGCUUCUUGUGAAGAUACAGCAUUGGGCGUGCAGCUUCAGCCACUCCAGUGACUGCAAAUCCUUCAUUCCUUCCCCAUUGCACAUUUCAUAGCAGACGUGCACACUCAGCACGCCUUAUUUCAGUUGAACGCACAGGCCUCUUUGUAUCUGCUACCAGAAGGUUGGAGAAAGCUAAGCUUAGGGGUUGAAGUCCCGCAACCCUCUGUCCCCCGGUCACACCUGCAAGCAUCGCUAGUCCGCCAGAGAUCAUUCGCAUCGUCGAUAUUUGAUAGGUUCUUGCCCCUCUGUCUAAGAAGGCCACUGGCCCGCUUGCAAUUUGCAGUGGAGGUGUCUGUUGUGUGGCAGCUUUGUGAUCUUUCAGUUAGUCACUUGGUCGUCGCAAUCGUCUAAAGCAUUUCGUCUUUCCCAGUCUUCCCGGGGUUUCUUAGGAACGCGCCAAUGUGAUGCGGCUUUCUCCGAGUGUUGUUCUUUUUUUUGUAGGUCGUUGAUUAUUUAUUGCAUUCCUGUACACACAGUUGAGAACCAGGUGACAGCAGCUCUACGCGCGAUAUGUGAUGCUGAGGGCACCUCUAUCUCUCUCUCCUUUGAGACUCGGAUCGUUUCAUAUUAGAUUAUACAUAUUAUAUAUAUAUAUAAAUAUAUACAUAUGAAAUGUGUAUAUACAUAUGAUGAAAUGUGAGUUUGCGGCUUCCAGUUGGACAAAGCCAUGGCGAUGUGCCACUGCGACUUUUAUCGUUGUACUAUUGAGAUUAGCGCUUGACAAAACAUAGAGUGAGCUGCAGUGGCAAAAGGGUUUUAUAUCCAUGUGUCUGUGUGUUUUGUGGCUUGUUCCUUAUACAUAUAUAUAUAAAUAUAUAACAAAUGUUGUAAGAGACCUUAAUUCAUGUCGAAGCACAAAAAGUGUAUGUCAUGCCUGAUUGUGUGAAUUGCGUGGUGUGGGCUACAGUGUGAUUGAUCUGACGCACACCUCGGUGUCUCCUAAUUAAAGGCCAAGCACAAAAAGUGUGUUGAGACAAAUGAACUGCUGUUGUUUUAGACUCUUUUCUUUUUGUGUGUCUGUGUGUCUGUCUGGUUUUUUUAAUAAAGCCUCACUGCUGCUUGU